UAAAUUUAGUAAUAAGAAUUCUGCCAAUCUGGCAACACUGCACGUAUGGCUGACGGCGGAGAUUAGUUCGUUGGUUUAGUGUAGAUUGGUGAAUUGGAGGCAAGCGAGUGUUUUGUCGUACGUUCGGGGUGGGUCGGCGGCGUAAUUUAACAUAUGCGCGAUUAAUAAUGAUCGCCUUGAUGCGCCGAUAGUCGAUUUGUGAUCAAUACCCCUGUUCCACUAUUGUUUGUCAUUUUUUUCUUUUCGCCAAUUUUCCCUUUCCUGUAUCGUCCUCUUCAUCCUCCUCUCAUGAUUUAAAACAAUACACCACCCUUCGCGCACAACAAUCGUACGAUUCUCAUCUCGAACUCCUGGUGGUAGGCGGAACAUAGCGGCGAUACAAAGGAGUAAAGAGUGUGUGUGUGUCGAGUGGUUAACAGCCUGCUGCAGUAAUCCAGUUUGUUGCUAUAGCUGCCAGCCGAAAACAAAAAAAAGAGCACAAAUUUUCUAAACGGUGUUGAGAAAUCAUGAAUGCCUCAGAACAUGGGUUUAACCCAGCCUUCAAUAUGGCCUCCAUAAAGCAGGCUAUCAACGAGGCCGUUGAGCGAGUUUCGACAGUGAGAAUGCCAGCUCCUACACGCCUCCGCGAUCUGAUCAGACAAAUACGAGCGGCAAGAACUGCCGCUGAAGAACGGACGGUCGUCAACAAAGAAUGCGCGUAUAUUCGAUCGACGUUCAGAGAGGAGGAUAGCGUCUGGAGAUGUCGCAACAUUGCCAAACUGCUUUACAUUCACAUGUUGGGAUAUCCGGCGCACUUUGGACAGCUCGAAUGUUUAAAGCUGAUAGCAUCGCCGAGGUUUACAGACAAACGAAUCGGCUAUCUUGGGGCUAUGCUGUUGCUCGACGAGCGACAAGACGUUCACCUUUUGAUUACCAAUUGCCUGAAAAACGAUUUGAACAGUUCUACACAGUUCGUGAUUGGGCUUGCCCUGUGCACUCUAGGUGCAAUCGCAUCUCCAGAGAUGGCAAGAGAUCUGGCAGCUGAAGUCGAGAGGCUUAUGAAAUCGCCCAAUGCAUAUAUAAGAAAAAAAGCAGCGUUGUGCGCGUUCAGAAUUAUCAGACGUGUACCCGAGCUGAUGGAAAUGUUUUUACCAGCUACUCGAAGUCUACUUACGGAAAAAAAUCACGGCGUUCUAAUCACUGGAGUCACUCUGAUUACGGAAAUGUGUGAAAACAGCAUUGACACUUUGAAUCAUUUCAAAAAGGAAUGCGGCCAUCGAGAGAUUGUUCCCAAUCUCGUACGGAUUUUAAAGAAUUUAAUACUCGCUGGAUAUUCUCCGGAGCACGAUGUAUCUGGAGUAUCAGAUCCGUUCCUUCAAGUGAAAAUUCUGCGACUCUUACGAAUUUUGGGAAGAAACGAUGUCGACGCAUCGGAAGCUAUGAAUGAUAUCCUGGCGCAAGUGGCAACAAACACGGAAACCAGCAAGAACGUUGGAAAUACGAUAUUGUACGAAACCGUGCUGUCUAUUAUGGAUAUAAAAUCAGAGAGCGGUUUGAGAGUAUUAGCCGUCAAUAUUCUCGGUAGAUUUUUAUUGAAUAACGAUAAAAAUAUACGUUAUGUCGCGUUAAACACCCUUCUGAAGACUGUGUAUGUUGAUACGAGUGCGGUACAGAGACACCGUUCUACAAUUUUGGAGUGCCUAAAGGAUCCCGAUGUUUCGAUAAGGCGGCGUGCAAUGGAGCUUAGCUUUGCUCUAGUGAACUCAAACAACAUCAGAACGAUGAUGAAAGAAUUAUUGCUCUUUCUAGAACGAGCUGAUCCCGAAUUUAAAGCUCAGUGUAGUAGCAAUAUCGUCAUGUCGGCGGAAAGAUUUGCUCCUAACAAACGUUGGCACCUUGAAACGCUCUUCAAAGUAUUAGUCGCGGCCGGCAAUUAUGUGAGAGACGACGUCGUCGCUUGUACAAUUCAGUUGAUAUCGGAGGCGCAAGCACAACAAGGGUAUGCGGUUUGCGCGCUUUGGCGCGCUUUGGAAAGAGACACCGCCGAUAAGCAGCCGUUGGCUCAAGUAGCGACUUGGUGCAUCGGGGAGUACGGUGAUUUAUUACUUUACGGUCCGCCAAGUGAAGACGUCGAGGCACCUGUAAAUCUAACUGAAGAUGAAGUCAUCGAUGUCUAUCAAAGGUUACUGUGGAGCCCACAAAAUACUGUUGUCACUAAACAGUACACUUUACUGUCACUGACGAAACUCAGCACUCGUUUCCAACAAGGCAACGAUACGCCACUUUCAUUUUACAGAAAAAUUCGACAAAUUAUUGAUACGUUCGGGAGCAAUUUACACAUUGAGCUUCAGCAACGCGGAGUUGAAUUCUCGCAGUUAUUUAGGAAAUAUGAACACUUGAGGACUGCAUUACUGGAAAGAAUGCCUCCUAUGGAGACUGCCAAACCACAGGCAAAUGGAAUCAUUGGAUUAGUUAACGGAGAGUCUGAAAUUGAGGAAGAUAAAACGUCGAUUUUGGAACAACUACCUGUCGCUGCUCCAUCAGACUCGAGUGCUCUGCUGGAUUUGCUUGGAAGUUCGGACUUAGAUACUGAAGUCCCAACUGCGGUAGUUAACAAUACUCCAGUUACAGCGGCUCCAGUCAUUAAUAACAAUGACCUUCUCGAUCUACUCGGAGGGUUAGAUCUGAGCUCACCUGUUUCAGCUCCGCCUUCUUUUCCACAAGUCCAACCGACUCCACAAAUCUUUAGCCCAACCAACACGUCCAAUUUCCUUGUCGAUGGCCUUCUUAACUCGUCCCCGGUUCAAAAUGAAAUACCAAGUCUGGUUGCCUUCGAUAAAUUAGGCCUUAAAAUCGUAUUCAAAUUAGAACGGCCAUCAGAGACUCCAGACUUGUUGGUAAUCAACAUGUUGGCUCAAAAUGUUAGCUCCACGCAACUCACGGAAUUCUUAUUCCAAGCCGCAGUCCCCAAGACAUUCCAAUUACAAAUGCUGUCACCUUCAGGCACCGUCAUACCUCCAUCGGGUCAAGUAACUCAAGUUAUGAAAGUAACAAACAUCAAUAAAGCAUCGCUAAGGAUGCGAUUGCGUAUUUCAUAUACGGGAGAGUCGGGGCCCGUAUUGGAACAAACGGAGGUGAACAAUUUUCCACCGCUGGCAUGGCAGUGACAAGACACUAUAGAAAAACCAAUUGUACAUAUGUCUGCCUAAUCAUACAAGUCUGAUCAGACUGAAGAACCCCUCCCCACACCGUCUCACCGCCACGAUCACCUAACAAUCAAAUUGAACUGGACGAGUGUAACAAAAGGCUCAUGGUAUAUAGAUAUACAUAUAAGAAAUUUAUAUUCUCAAAUUAUACCUGAUCGUUGGUUAUAAAACAAUGAAAUGAAGAAAAAGCAACAAAAAACAAAUGAUAAUAAUAAGAAGAAAAAUCUGCGAAAUGUGAUACAAGUGAAUCUGACAACAAAGCCUGCGGAGAAGGAAGAUCCAAAAUAAUAUUUGUAAAAAAGAUUUCAAGAAUUUUUACAGCAUUGGUCGCUCUAACUCUCCACGUGUACGCAAGAAGAACCGCUGUGUAUGUACUAUAAAGAUCAAUAUAAGAUACCACUAUAUUAAUAAUAACGUGUAAAAUUAUUAUUAUUAUCAUUAGUAUUAUUACUGUGAUACCAUAUUUAUUCCCUUAUGAAUUUUCUGAAAGCAAUACAAAACGUAAUUAUGUUUUGCUAGGCAAGCAUGUGUUUGUGAGAUGAAACAUCAAAAAUCAAAAUAACGUAGUAGAAUUUAUUACGAUGAAGUUAUUAAAUAUCCACUUCAUGAGUUGCAGUAACUAUUUAUUAUUGACUAUACAGAACAAAAUUGCGAAAAAAAUACAUAAAUUUGUUUUUAUGAUUUUUUGACAUUGAUUACUUUCGUAUACGGUUUGACCAUCGAAAUUAUGUGUAUUAUUGCCAUGAUUAAUGAUAACACGUGCAGGUACACACAGUUAAAUCACUGCAAAGUAUAGUAGUUUAACUAUCGACUUUGGUGAUGAUUAAAUUCGCAAAGGAAUCGUCGAUUUAACUCGCUGUAAGUUACCACAUCCAGUAAGGGAAUCAAAAUGGUGAAACAUUUAGAAGAGAAGAGAAAAAAAUAUUAUUGUCUGCGAAAAAGAGUGGAAUGGAAAGUGCGGGUGAAGGGUGCUUGUUUCUAUAAUAUCUGACUACUCUCACAACCAUCCACAACAUUAUAUCCCAGCUCCGUUGAUUUGAUACUUGACUCGUUUUUCCCUUCUUCGUUUCGAUUGAAAAUGAACUCCAUUACUUUGUACAUAUUAGAUAGAAAUUGUCAUACAAAACGUGACUAUAUUAUAUACAAUAAACAAUUGGGGCUCAUGAACAAUUUGUUUGUUUUUUUUUUUAUCUUCGGCAGGGGGCCAGGGGGGAGGGAUAUUUGUAGUACUAGUGUAUGAUAAUUUUGUUAAUUAUCGUAAAUAACAUUGCUACAAUCGUUUUAUAUACAAUUCCAACUAUCUCACAAGUUAUGUUGGCUAAAAUAAUUUAAUACGAUUCACUCUACUUAUAGGAAUGAGUCGCUAGAAUCCUUGUCAGAGGUAGAAUCCUUGAUUAAUUAUUAUCAUUGGAGGGCUGAGGACUGAACAUUAAAACAUUUGUUACUCAUGUCAUAAUUUUACAUCCCAAAUUAUAUGUAUGUACAUAACAAAUGCGGGAACUAUUAAGAUUUUGAAGAACCGAGGAUUUUUUUUAUAAAUUACAGCAGUGUAUUGUACUGAAUCUACCUGACAAUUCUAGAUUUUUCCUCUCUCUGGAUUCUGCUACAUUUAAAUUCUAUCAUACCUCGUCUCCACUAUCACUGUAAUUGGUCUAUAAUUCUUAAUAUUCGUUAUUGUUAUUAUACAUUCAGUUGCACCAAUGAAUUUGUUUUAUAGCUAAGUCGCACGUUUAAUAAAAUGUGUAAAUACGUAUACUAUUCUUUUGUCGCUGUUGUAUGCUUACCUCCCUGCAAUAGACUCCUUAGUAAAUUGAAAAAAAAAAAAAGAAAAAGAAUUUUGCUUGAAUAUUUGCUUACGCGCUGCUUAUUGAAAGGGAGAGAGAGGUAAUUAUGUUGCGAGUUCAGUUGUAGUUGAAAGAAAUCGUGUAUGUGCCUACAAAGUGGCAAUUAAAUAUUAAUGGCAAAAUUGUACUUAAAUUGUUGUAAAAAAAAGUGAAAAAAAAAAUAUUAAUCCUGUAACUUCAAGUUACUGCUUAGUUACAUAGGAUUACGGACAUGCACUAUUGCGCCGAUUUAAUCGGUAGUUAGGAUUAUUUGUAUAUUAGGUUCGUCCCUUGUGAAUUGUGUUCGUAGCAGGUGAUUGCAGUUAAUCUGCAGGAUAUGUGUAACUGAGUGUAUGCAUUAUUAUGUUAACAGAGAAGUUUCAGCCCUCCAAUAGGGAUGAACCCUGCCUACUUGUUCUCAUAAUUAUUUUAGUUUUAUAUAAAUGAACACACACACACACACACACAUAUAUAUGCACCCAUACUUAUGUAUACAUGUGUGUAUAUUUAUCGGUUAUAAUGAUAAUGAUUAAUGAUGAAGAUGCUGUAUAUACUUUUUAGUGAGUCAAGGUGUGAAAAUAAAACGUAUUUUUAUUCCACA
Messenger RNA from Diprion similis, 5609 nucleotides. It is a transcript of the gene AP-1gamma, whose product is annotated as AP-1 complex subunit gamma-1. Bases 507 to 3146 code for a protein of 879 amino acids. Gene Ontology annotation, cellular component: Golgi apparatus; AP-1 adaptor complex; membrane coat. The transcript has 16 exons. The record is from RefSeq and is a predicted model, not a curated record. Lineage: Eukaryota; Metazoa; Arthropoda; Insecta; Hymenoptera; Diprionidae. Gene Ontology annotation, biological process: Golgi to vacuole transport; receptor-mediated endocytosis; intracellular protein transport. Gene Ontology annotation, molecular function: clathrin-cargo adaptor activity.